Dioscorea cayenensis subsp. rotundata (Guinea yam) is the source of this 3164-nucleotide messenger RNA. Its product is annotated as transcriptional corepressor LEUNIG-like. The transcript is spliced from 18 exons. Gene Ontology annotation, molecular function: protein binding. The record is from RefSeq and is a predicted model, not a curated record. Gene Ontology annotation, cellular component: nucleus. Lineage: Eukaryota; Viridiplantae; Streptophyta; Magnoliopsida; Dioscoreales; Dioscoreaceae. Bases 205 to 2907 code for a protein of 900 amino acids.
CUUCGGCGUCUCUCUCUUCUCUUGCUCUCUCUGCCCCACUUCGGAAUUCCUUGCGGUGGCUUCCCUUGUUAGGGCUUUGAGAGGGCUUUCGUUGGGGAUUGAGUUGAGAUUUUGGAGGAUUUUCGCGCAUGGUGGUGUUGGUUGAAUCUAAUUUGAGAAGGAGAUUGGAUAUCGCUUGAGUUGUCUGUGGUUUUGGGGGGGAUUAUGGCGCAGACCAACUGGGAAGCUGAUAAAAUGCUGGAUGUGUAUAUAUAUGACUAUUUUGUUAAGAGGAAUUUGCAAGCGACUGCGAAAGCAUUUCAGGCUGAAGGGAAGGUAUCCUCGGACCCCGUUGCAAUUGAUGCCCCUGGUGGUUUUCUGUUUGAAUGGUGGUCUGUAUUCUGGGAUAUCUUCAUUGCAAGGACAAAUGAAAAGCAUUCUGACGUUGCUGCAUCCUACAUAGAGACACAGCUUAUUAAAGCUCGGGAGCAGCAGCAACAUGCACAACAGCAGCCUCAGCAGCAGCAGCAGCAACAACAACAGCCACAGCAGCAGCAACAACAGCAGCAGCAGCAGCAGCAGCAGCAGAUUCAAAUGCAACAGCUAUUGUUACAGAGACAGGCGCAGCAGCAGCAGCAACAACAACAACAGCAGCAGCAUCAUCAGCAGCAGCAGCAACAACAGCAACAACAGCAGCCGCAGCAGCAGCAGCAGCAGCAGCAGCAGCAGCGUAGGGAUGGAACUCAUCUACUAAAUGGCACAGCAAAUGGGCUUGUUGGCGGUGAUCCUUUAAUGCGCCCGAGCCCCGGAACUGCCAAUGCCUUAGCAACUAGGAUGUAUGAGGAACGAUUAAAGUUACCUCUACAGCGGGAUUCUUUGGAUGAAGCAUCCAUGAAGCAAAGAUUUGGUGAAAAUGUUGGCCAGCUGUUGGAUCCAAGCCAGGCUUCAAUGCUAAAGUCACCUGCAGCAUCUGGUCAAUCAUCAGGGCAAGUUUUGCAUGGAUCUGCUGGUGGUAUUCCUGGGACUUUGCUGCAAGUUCAGCAAAGGAAUCAGCAACUUCCUGGACCAAUGCCUGACAUUAAGUCUGAGAUAAAUCCAGUGUUGAACUCUAGAGCUGCUGCUCCUGAUGGGUCAUUGAUAGGGAUGCCAGGAUCAAAUCAAGCUGGGAACAACUUGACUUUGAAAGGAUGGCCUCUCACAGGGCUUGAUCAGCUUCGGUCAGGAAUCCUACAACAGAAGCCAUUCAUGCAAUCACCCCAUCCAUUUCAUCAACUUCAAUUUUUGAGCCCACAACAGCAACAACUUCUUCAAGCACAACAAAAUUUGGCGUCUCCAACUACUGGUGACAUUGACACCAGGAGGCUAAAGAUGCUUUUAAGCAAUAGGAAUAUGGUGCUUGGCAAAGAUGGCCAGUCAACUAUCGUCGGUGAUGUUAUUCAGAAUGCAGGUUCCCCAAUGCAAGCUGCAAGUCCUGUUCUGCCUCGUACUGAUACUGAUUUACUGAUUAAGAAGAUAGCUCAGCUACAUCAGCAGCAACAACAACAGAGCAGCACCCAACAGCAUGCUAUUUCAGGCCAACAGUUGCAGAGUUCAAAUCAUCAUCUUCAUCAGCCAGAGAAAAUAGGAACUGGGAGUGGAGCAGUUGAUGGAAGCACAUCGAACUCCUAUCGAGGAACUGAUCAGGCUUCAAAGAAUCAAAAUGCUCGCAAGAGGAAGCAACCAGUAUCAUCAUCUGGUCCUGCGAAUAGUUCAGGAACUGCGAAUACAGCUGGACCAUCACCAAGUUCAGCACCCUCGACACCCUCUACUCAUACACCAGGAGAUGUAUUGCAACACAACAACAGCUCUUCCAAGCCUUUGAUGGGGUUCGCCUCUGAUGCCACUGGAGCCCUAACAUCUCCAACAACCCAGUUAGCUGACAUGGAUCAUUUUGUUGAGGAUGGUUCUCUGGAUGAUAAUGUGGAGUCAUUUUUGUCUCAUGAUGACCCUGAUCCAAGGGAUACAGUAGGUCGCGGUAUGGAUGAUACCAAAGCAGGAUGUUCUUUUAGAGAGAUUUGCUCAACCCAAGCCAGUACAAAUAAAGUUGACUGCUGCCACUUCUCGUCUGAUGGAAAGCUAUUAGCUACAGGUGGCCAUGAUAAAAAGGCUUUUUUGUGGUAUGCUGAGAAUUUGAAGUUGAAGUUCACAUUAGAAGAGCAUUCUAUGUUGAUCACUGAUGUUCGGUUUACCUCAAGCAUUCCUCGUUUGGCUACAUCCUCAUUUGACAAAACCGUGAAAGUUUGGGAUGCAGAUAAUCCAGGAUAUUCUCUUCGUACUUUUACGGGGCAUUCGGCAUCUGUUGUGUCCCUAGAUUUUCACCCAAUCAAGGAAGAUUUUAUUUCUUCUUGCGAUAAGGAUGGUGAAAUACGAUAUUGGAGCAUAAAUAAAGGGUGCUGCAUGGGUGUUCUUAAGAUCAUGCAGGGGGGAACAACCCAAAUGAGAUUUCAACCUCGUUUGGGCAGAUACAUUGCAGCUGCAGCUGAGAACACAGUUUCGGUCAUUGAUGUGGAGACUAAGGCUAUUCUGCAUUCUUUACAGGGACACACCAAACAAAUUGAUUCUGUGUGUUGGGAUCCAUCCGGCAGUUACUUAGCUUCUGUUAGUGAAGAUUCGGUCAGGGUGUGGUCAUUUGGUUCGGGGAACGAAGGCGAGUUCAUGCAUGAGUUGUGCUGCAGCGGCAACAAGUUCCAUUCUUGUGUUUUUCACCCCACCUACCCUUCUCUCUUGGUCAUUGGCUGUUAUCAGUCUCUGGAGCUCUGGGACAUGUCGGAGAACAAGACGAUGACCCUCGCAGCUCACGAUGGGCUCGUCGCAGCACUAGCAGUAUCAAACGCUACUGGGGUGGUGGCCUCUGCAAGUCAUGAUAAGCUUGUCAAGCUCUGGAAAUAAAUCCCUUUUCAAGCCUCUAAAAUCUCUAGUUUUCCCAGCAAUUCUAACAUCUCUUCGUGCCUGCCUGUUUCCGUUGUGUUUUGUCUGGUUUUUGUAAAGCUGUCUGUUAUUGCUGAGGAGGAAACAAGAUGAGUUUUAUGGUCUUGAGAUAGAUGUUCUCUCUUCUUCCUGGCAAUUUAUCUUUUAUCAACGUUCUUUUGUCACAUCCACUGAUAUUUUAUAUCCAUAUAUAUAUAUAUAUACAUUAUUAGAUGCCA